Messenger RNA from Trematomus bernacchii (emerald rockcod), 5802 nucleotides. RefSeq lists its product as uncharacterized. Bases 310 to 5070 code for a protein of 1586 amino acids. The record is from RefSeq and is a predicted model, not a curated record. NCBI's taxonomy places the organism in Eukaryota, Metazoa, Chordata, Actinopteri, Perciformes, Nototheniidae. The transcript has 3 exons.
CUUCGCUUCCUGUGAAAGCUGUGCAUCGACUUCUACAUUUAAGAGGUUUUUGGCUGGAUUUCAUAUAAGAAGACAUCUUUUGGGACAAUUUACGAGAUGUUAACAAGGAAGGAUAAAGUCUCCGAAAGUGUUCAGCCUACCUUUGCACUGUACCAGAAGAGUCUCGUUGCUGUCUGGAGGAUGACCACAUAGGAAGCAGACAUUCAGUGUGGGCUAGAAAACUUGGAAGAGCUUUUAUUCAAGAUGAAUGUCUUACAAGGAAAAGAAAACAUACAAGGCAAAGAAGAACAGUAGGUGAAUUCACUGCAGAUGGGAAAACAAGGACAACUGCUGUAUGAAGAAAAAAGAAAAAAGAUGGAUGCCAACAAAGUAUGGCAGUGGCGCAUUAUGUGUGUAGACAAAUAUUCAAGACAUCCAGAACCUUUCCAGUGCAGCAAUAGAAUUGGAUUGGAUUUUAAUGUAGCAUCCAACAACCAUCAAAAACUGGAUAUAGGUUUAGUGACAAAUGGAGUCAUACUUGAGGUCUGUGACUUUGCUAAAACAGUAAACAAGAGUAAAAGGCAUUUUUUCACAAACAUUUUAGAGAACAAUUUCAAUCUUGAUUUGGAAAAUGAUCAACAGCGGAUUGAUUUUACAUCUCGAAUUAUGCGCAAAGUUAAAAACUUGAUUGGGAAACCUAAAGAUAAAAAUGAAGUUUUCACUCUCUUUGACACACCAUGUAAUCCAGAAUGCUCGAGCAGCAAUGAACCGAACAUGGCAUCCACAAAGCAUAAGACUGAAAGUAUCCUGGUGGAGACGGAUGACACUGAUGAUUGGGAACAUGAAGAUGAAUUGCAGUGUUCACACGCAACAUCCAAAGAUUGCAUUAAUGCAGAAAGUCUCUUGGAAGUGAUGGAUAGGGCACAAAGUGAUGACAGUGACUAUGAAGAUGAAUUAAAGUUUUCAGAAGCACAGUCAGCAGAGAAACAAAAAGAUGAUGAUUUUUCCAAGUUGUUUCCCUUUUGUGAGAAAAUUGGUCUGAACCUUGAUUUUGGGUCAAAACAAAGUCUAGAGCCAGGUUUGCUGACAAAGGGCAUAAUGUUAGAGUUAAUUCACUUCACCAGAAUUCUCACUGCAUCCUACAGCCCUAUUGUUCUGGAUGUUUUGGAGCACAAUUUUGAACUUGAUCUAAAAAGUAAACUAGAAAAAAAUCAAGCUUUGUUCAAGAUAUCGCACUUGCUGAAGAAAAGAACGAGAUUUCUCAACAUUGGUACCAAAAUAAGCCCAGAGUUUAAAACUGAGCCGUUUUCAUUCCAGACAAAUCCCUUCAAAAGACACAGAGAAACAGCUCUGUCUGAUAUGGAAGCUCCGCAAUAUCAGUUUAAGGAAGUGACAAAAAGAAGGCAGUCUGAUUUAAAAAGUAAACAGGCAAUCAAAAGGCGCAAAAGAGACAUGGAAACAAACACACUCUCUUAUCACACUCAUUUAUAUAGCACUACUACAGCAGAGGGAGAUCAUUGUCACACUUGUCCUGUAGUAAAGUCUGAUUCAGACUCAGACUCUGGCAAAAAAUGUGACAUGGAACAAGAAGUAAUGGGAACAGAGGGAAACUGUUCUUAUCCCCUGGGAUCAUCUCAACUAAUCUUGGACAAAGCCACAGAUUCAGGAAACUUUUGCAAACAGAAUCAGUCACAAAACCCCAAAAGUUCUCUCGGCUACGACAUUCCUAGAAAACCAGAAUCAAACUGUCUUCAUGUGCCUUUCCUCAACACCAAUUACAUUGUAUCCACUUUACCAACUGAUAACUUAAAUGUGAUUCCACCACUUGUGACAUACAGUCAACAUAAUGAAGGAGGGCAUUGUGGAGUUGAGGAGGAAUCUCAGACUCCAAAAAUGUUUCCAAACAAGUCAGACGUGAAACAAGAAGAAAUGGAAACGGAGAACUCAAACCUUAACCCACCCUUUGCUAAUCAACCAAUGGAAAGAGGGUGUUUUGGAGUUGAAGUGCAAACACAAACUUCAAGAAAUACACCAAACAAAUGUGACGUGAAACAAGAAGAAAUGGAAACGGAGAACAACUUGUGGAAGUUGCGUGCUAACCGUGCAAGAAAAAUCCUCUCAACAUUCGAGUUUGGUCCAUUCAACAACUCAAAGAAAUUAGGUCUUGAAUUCCAUGUUGGAUUUGGUGCAAAGCAAAAUAUUAGGGUUGACAAUUUGCGAGACGCUCAUCUGCUUGAAGUUGCAAAAUUUGCCUUAGCAAUGAAUUCUUCCAAGCAGGAUUUCAUCAUGGAGAUUCUUGAACACAACUUUAAUUUCGGCUUGCAGAGUGAAGACCAGCGAAACAUAUUCACAUUGGAAAUUAUGAAUCGAGUGAGAAUGCUGGAAAAUUCUAAAGAUGCGAUCAAAUUCUCAAAUGAGAUUUGUGUACUUCCUAUUCUCCCUGGUAUGGGCAAUGUAAAACCUCAACUCGGCAACAUAUUGAAAAUGGAAGAGUGUGAUGUUGCUCCCGGGUUCCCAACUCAUUCACAAGCUAAAACUUCAGAACAUUUUUCACAGAAGGGUGUAGAUAUCUAUCCCUUCUGCCAGGAAAUAGGUCUGAAGUUAAAUGUUAACAAUCAUCAACCAAAUAAAAAACUGGACAUCAACAAACUGACAAAUGGAUCAGUGGCUGAAGUGACAAACUUUGCAGAAAAGUUGUGUGGGACUUUUGAGCAGAUUUGUCUUGACAUUCUUACACACAACUUCGAUUUUCAUUUGCAAAGUGGAGAUCCUGACAUUGCCAGAAGCAUUGUUGCCCGAAUCCAUGCUACAGUGGAGCAAAGGAAUCUAACACUCUAUGUGAAACCCUUCAAGGGACCAAAGAACCUAGGAAAAGAACAUCUAUUGGGGAAACUGAAAUUAAAGAACAACCUUAAUACAGAUGGAUGUAGUGCUGGUUCGUCCCAUACUGCUAUCACAAACCAAGAAGUAGGCAGUUCUGCGGUUGAACAGAAAAAUGAACUAGAUUUAAAGCUGUGGAAAGUGCGGGAAAAUCGUAUACAGCAAAUUCUCUCAACACCUCAUACUGAACAUUGUCCAUUAUAUUCUUACUCUAGAUGCAGGACAUUAGGCAUUGAUUUCAAUGUAGGAUCUGGAGAAAAACUAAAUCUCGACCCAAAAUCACUGACCAAUGGCAUCAUGGUUGAAUUGAAUACGUUUGCCACAGCACUGAUAUCAGACCAAAAGCACUUCGUCACAGAGAUAUUGGAGUAUAAUUUUCCUCUUGAUUUAAAAAAUGAACUGUAUCGCGGGGCCUAUAAACAGCAACUAUGGACAAACAUAUACCAAGUAAAUGGGAUGAAAAUGCACUUUGUGAAUAAGCCUUUUGAACUGCCUGGCUUGAUAUGCCUACAAAAUCCUACAAAAUAUUGCCCCAAAUGCUUUCAAGAAAGAAGUCAUAAGACUUGUCAGGAUGACUCUAACCCUAGUCACAUGCAUCAUCCAGCUAAACAUACCAUGGCGGACGCUGUCUCUGGGGAUGCAAACUGCACAGCACCAAAGCCUGAAAAGGUUCAGUCCUCUUCCUUCUCUGCAAUAGAGGAGAUGAUAGUGGAAUACUUUCCUGCUUGCAAGAACUCAGGUUUGAACCUGUUUGUUGACAAAGACCAAGCAAGAGAUAAACUUGACACCAAUGUACUGACUCGCGGAAUUAUGUUGGAAGUGGUUGGUUUUGCCAGAUCAUUGUGUGGAACAAAGGCUGAGAUCAUUGUUGAUAUCCUUGAACACAACUUUAACAUUGACUUGCAGGGGACAAGUCCUGCACGUUUGUUCUACUCUUUAGCCCAAAAGAAAGGUGGGCCUGACUGGUUUAAUGAGGUCUUUGAAAUUCCAUUUCAGUCUUCUCAGAGACAACUUCCAAUUCGUAAAUCGCCUCCGCAAGAUCAGAUUCAGGGUGCUGGAUGGAGGGAGGCUAUUAAAAAAAGAAAGCUGGCACUGCAAACAAAGGAGGAAAAAGACACAAUGACAAGUGAUAAUCCUAACAAGAUACAUUACAAGAGAAAAAAGAAAAAUACAAUGUGCAGUAAGGUGAUCCGUUAUCCCAAUUGCACGGAGAUAGGUUUGGAUUUGGAUGUAACAAAAUCCGGAAAGAAAGAAAAACUGCACUUGAGGCUAUUGACCCAAGCUGUAGUGUCGGAGAUAAAUAAAUAUACACAAACAAAUAAAGGACACUAUUUGCCAAGCACUUGGUAUGACAUCCUUGACUAUAACUUUGAUAUUAGCUCCCAACAUAAAAGAAGCUGGGAGUUUUCAAUAGCUGUAACGACCAAAGUCCAAGCCAUGCUCAGAGGUUAUGACAAAUACAGAUGCAGUAAGGUAAAAGCAAACAAGAUCUUCGAAUUGCCAUUUCUAUUUGCUUCCGAUGCUUCACAAAGUCAUCUAGAGAAGAGCCAAAAUAAGCAAUGUCAGCUCUUUGGUCGUUUUGUGCGCCAAGUGAAAUACCAUUCAGGUGUUAAUUGUGUCCAUUUUCUCGAAGGCUACAAAACAAAAGAUUGGAUCCUUCGUGAUGGCACAAAGGUACAAAGAGAUCCUAGGAAGAUUGUCCAAAACAAUGGGAACCAAGUGGGUGAUGGUUGUGGCAGUCCUCUCCAGGGAAACUUACAAAUCAAAGAGGAGGAGUGGCAUCCAUGUUAUGGAAAUAUAAAACCAAAACCGGACACAGAGGAAAAAUAUUGUCCUCUUCAUGAUGAUGUCAAAACGGAGUCAAACCCUGAGGGCGUUGCGCAUUUUGUCCCAGGUGAACCUACAGGAGCCCUUGGAUAUACGUUAAUGACUGCAUUGCCAGAUUCUGAAAGACGCAAAACAGAACCAGAACAUGAGAAUGUCCAGUAUUACAUCCUGGCUGCACCACAAGGGUCCGUUACACAUCCAAACACAGCUUGUAACUUAAAUACAGAAUGGGAGUUUGAAAAUGUUGAGUAUUCAGUCCCAGUGGAAACAGAAGAAUCCCAGGAAUACUCCAUGGUUAUAAUAGGUCAUGGCAAUGAGAGCACAUUAAUCAAAGAAGAGGAAGAUAAUGUGCCUGUUGACUUAUACCAUUAUGGUGGUCAAUGAAAGUGCAGCAGGCAUCUACCAGGGUUACCUACCAGGGUUAACAUAAAUGGUAUGUGUGUUUUUCAUUAGAAAUGCCAUUAGCUGCCUUAUUGUAAUGAAAAUGUAUUAAUUGUUGGUGUAGAAUGAACUUGAUGAUCUUGCAAUAAUGUCUUAAUGUCUUGCUGUAAUGUAUACUUUAAAUAUCUCAAUGUAAAUACAAAGACUCAAAGUGUCCACAAAUAUUGAUGUAUGAUUAAAGUGUUUAAAUGCAUAGGGCUAUUACAUAUUAUAUGUUGAAGCAUUGUGAAGCAUGAACAAUUGUUCUUUUUUUUUUUUUUUUUUUUUGCCUGUGGCCCACUUUUGGUAAUUUCCAAAUGUGUAAAAAUGUGAACUUGGAUAUCCUGACGCUUAACUUUACUUGGCGGAAAGAAGAUUAUUGUGCUUUAUUCUUAAACAUUCUAUUCUUGUUUUCCUUCAUUUGGGCAUUUUGUUCAUAUGUCCAUAUUUCUUGUUUCUAUUUUUAUGUUUUCUCUAUUUUUCAAAAAGAUUUGAUGAGUGACAUUUUCAAGAUUUUGUAUAUUAUUAUUUUUUCAGUGGUGGUGUAAAUUGGUGAAGAUGAGUGUUAGUACUUUAUUCAUAAAUCUGCCAAUACAACAACAAUGUAGAAAGGAAAAAAUACCUGUAUCUUGAUGGAUUAGUUUGUUUUUCAUUUUGAUUUCACCACACAUGUUUGAUAUAAAGAAUGUUCAUGCA